UGCUACGGCUGUUCUAAAAGGGCUGUGGCGGGAGUCAGACUGGAUUUAGUGUGUGCUGUGCAGUGCUAGGAGGAAUAAUCGGAGCAAGUCUUUGUGUUUUACACCUACACCACACAUUUGACCAAAAUGUCCACCGAAGCUGCUGAAGUUAAGGAAAUCGAAGAAGCAACUACAGAGGAGCAGCAGGAGAUGCACGAUACAGUGGUGAGCCCGGAGAAGGCGGAGGAAGCCAAGCUGAAGGCCAGGUACCCCCACCUGGGUGCCAAGCCAGGGGGCUCAGACCUGCUGCGGAAGCGGCUACAGAAGGGCCCAAAGUACUUUGACUCAGGCGACUACAACAUGGCCAAGGCCAAGAUGAAGAACAAGCAGCUUCCGGCAGCUUCUGCCGCCGCCCCAGAGAAGGUGGAGAUCACCGGCGACCACAUCCCCACCCCCCAGGACCUCCCGCAGCGCAAGACCUCCCUGAUGGCCAGCAAGCUCGCAGGCUGAGAGCAAACACCACCUCUGAGACACAUCUCCUCUCUCUCUUCCUUUUUCUCCUCUCCUCCUCCUCCUCCCUCCCUCCUGGUCCUGCUCUCUUUUCACCUCCCUCAUGGUCAGCAAGCUUGCAGGCCAGCAGCACUUCCCAAAAAAACAUCUAUGCUCUCCUCCUUUUUUCCUACCCUCUCCUCUUCUUUCCCUCUCUCUUCCUCUCCCUCCCUCUUCCUCCCCUUCCUCUUCCCCCUUCCUUCUCUCUUCCUCCCCCUUCCUCUUCCCCCCCUUCCCUUUCCUCAUCCUCUAUCUCCCCGCCCCCUAUAUUCUCACUCCUCUCUCUCCUCUGCUGCCCCAACACCACCCUUGCACAAGAGCUCUGAGAAAGAACACCAGCUCCACCAGUCGAAACCCCUGUGCCCCCCCCUCAAUGACUCCAGGCCCGUCCAGUAGUGCUGCUUCAAGAACGAUGAUGUCAUCAGAGCGACUAGGCUGUUGGAAGAGGCUUUUUUUGUUGCAGAGGUGGCUCCAAACAUUACUGUGUACUAUUAUAGUAGAGACGGUGAAUUUUUUUUUAGCAUCAUCUGUUCUUAUGGUAGAAAGAAGGCAAACGGCAUACUGUGUGUUUAGUGUUUUACGGUUUUAAGGCCCCAAAAUCCUGAAGAUUUCUUCAUCAUUGCAUCAUGAGAACUCUUCCUGAAUGAUUUCACGCGCAUCCUAUCUAUCCUCCCUCUGGGCAGUGAGAAGACGCAGGCUCUCCUAUAGCUCUCCGCCACGCCGCCGCUCCUGGAUUUCCCCACCCAGUUUAAGGCCUUAUAACCCUCCUCCACACGGCCAUCACCUGUGGACAUUUGGGCAAUAUUUGUCCCACUUCCCUGAGUGAGCCCUUCCAGGUCUCUGCUUCGACUGACACCAGUGCCACUUACGUUCUAUGGCUUGGAAAACGUGGAUUAAGGAUGAACUCAGAAGUGUGUGUAUGCAUUUAAUGUCACGUUUGUGCCAAUGGUUUUGUAAAUAAAAAUAAAAAGUUUUGCACUAUA
Engraulis encrasicolus (European anchovy) is the source of this 1511-nucleotide messenger RNA. RefSeq names its product cAMP-regulated phosphoprotein 19-like. Gene Ontology annotation, molecular function: protein phosphatase inhibitor activity. The transcript has 3 exons. The coding region runs from base 127 to 489 and encodes 120 amino acids. The record is from RefSeq and is a predicted model, not a curated record. Gene Ontology annotation, cellular component: cytoplasm. NCBI's taxonomy places the organism in Eukaryota, Metazoa, Chordata, Actinopteri, Clupeiformes, Engraulidae.